AUGCCGAAAUUCUUCUGCGACUACUGCGACGUCUACCUGACGCACGACUCGAUGAGCGUGCGCAAGGCGCACAACACCGGGCGCAACCACCUCCGCAACGUCGUCGAAUACUACCAGCAAAUCGGGCACGAGAAGGCGCAGAGUGUCAUUGACUCGAUCACAAACUCAUACAACGACGCUGGACAGAGCACAAGCAAUCCGAUGCUGCAGAACGCGCCGGGUAUGCCAGGAAUGGGAGGGCCACCGGGAAUGGGAGGGCCUCCUGGAGGACCGCCUGGGUAUGGGGGGCCGCCGAUGCCUGGAGGGCCGCCAGGGUUUGCAGGGAUGCCGCAGGGCAUGCCACCACUUCCACCAGGAUUUCCAGCACUACCACAAGGCAUGCCUCCAGGCUUCGGUCCUCCUGGCCAAGCUGGCUCGCCUGGCCAAGGCAACAUGCCACCCUUCCCACCGCCGAAUAUGCCCCAAGGGAUGCCGCCGGGAAUGCCACCUAUGCCUCCGCAUUUUCAGCCAGGCAUGUAUCCUCCCCAGCAGAGCCCCGCGCCAGGACCAGGGUCACGUGGAGGAGGUCCGCCAGGGUAUCCACCGCAGAUGAGUCCGCCUCCGCAUAUGCAGGGGAGGUAA
This is a messenger RNA of Saxophila tyrrhenica, 621 nucleotides long. RefSeq names its product U1 small nuclear ribonucleoprotein C (gene YHC1). Gene Ontology annotation, cellular component: nucleus; U1 snRNP. NCBI's taxonomy places the organism in Eukaryota, Fungi, Ascomycota, Dothideomycetes, Mycosphaerellales, Extremaceae. Gene Ontology annotation, molecular function: pre-mRNA 5'-splice site binding; zinc ion binding. The coding region runs from base 1 to 621 and encodes 206 amino acids. The record is from RefSeq and is a predicted model, not a curated record. Gene Ontology annotation, biological process: mRNA 5'-splice site recognition; mRNA splicing, via spliceosome; spliceosomal snRNP assembly. The transcript has 2 exons.